AUGGGAGUUCCAGCAUUCUUCAGAUGGCUCUCGAAAAAGUACCCGUCGAUUGUGGUCAACGCCAAUGAGGAUCGGCAAAAAGAUGCCGACGGCAAGCGCAUCCCCAUCGACUGCACGGCGCCGAACCCAAAUUUUCAAGAAUUUGACAAUUUAUACCUGGACAUGAACGGGAUCAUCCAUCCCUGCACACAUCCAGAGGAUCGGCCGCCCCCGAAGAACGAGGACGAGAUGUUUGUCCUGAUCUUCGAGUACAUCGAUCGCAUCUUCUCGAUAGUUCGCCCAAGGAAGGUGCUUUACAUGGCCAUCGACGGGGUCGCGCCACGCGCUAAGAUGAACCAACAGCGCAGCCGUCGCUUCCGUGCCUCAAAGGAGACGGUCGAGAAGCAGGCCGAGAUCGAGAACGUGCGCCGCAAGCUCGCCGCUGAGGGCAUCCCACUACCGCCGAAGAAGGCCGACGCCGAGCACUUCGACAGCAACUGCAUCACCCCCGGCACGCCGUUUAUGGCAAGAUUGGCUGACGCCCUUCGCUACUACAUCCACGAUCGGCUGACCAACGACCCGGCCUGGCACAAGAUCCAGGUCAUCCUCUCCGACGCCAACGUUCCCGGCGAGGGCGAGCACAAGAUCAUGGACUUCAUCCGGAAACAGCGCUCCAACCCCGCCCACAACCCGGAUACGGUUCAUUGCCUAUGCGGAGCCGACGCUGAUCUCAUCAUGCUCGGGCUGGCCACCCACGAGAAUAACUUCAACAUUAUAAGAGAAGAGUUCGUCCCCAACCAGCCGCGCCCGUGCGAGCUGUGCGGCAAGUAUGGCCACGAGUUGAAGUCUUGCCAGGGCCUGGAAGACAACGAGUCCGGCGCAAAAGCCGAAGACGAAGCCGACCCCCUUCAAAAGGAGAAGAAUUUCAUCUUCCUGCGCAUCCCCGUCCUCCGCGAGUACCUGGAGCGCGAGCUCCAGAUGCCAAACCUGCCCUUCAAAUGGGAGUUCGAGCGCGCCAUUGAUGACUGGGUAUUCCUCUGCUUCUUCGUCGGCAACGACUUCUUGCCGCAUCUUCCGUCACUCGAAAUUCGCGAGGGCGCGAUCGAUCGUCUCAUCCGCCUCUACAAGGACAUGGUUUACAAAAUGAACGGGUAUCUGACACAUGACGGGUCCGUCUAUCUCGAUCGCGUCGAGAUGAUCAUGAAGGGGCUGGGCGAGGUCGAGGACGAGAUUUUCAAGCGCAGACAGCAAAACGAAGAGCGAUACAAAGCCAACCAGCAAGCCAAGAAGCGCGCCGUACCCGGCCACUUUGGGCGACCGGCUGCGCGCCCCGCGUACAUCCCCGGCAAGGGCAGCCUCAUCGAGCCGACCACCACGCCCGUUCACUUCACCGGAGCCCAAGCCCGUCAGUUGCAAGGAGACGCUCACCGGGAAGCCCUUCGACACUCGGAAAACGAGGAGGCUGCCCGACGGUUGAAGGCCAUGAUGAAGGGCGGGGAAGAGGAGAAGUCGGGGAGCCGAAAGCGCAAGAUGGAAGCGCCCGUAAAUCCCUAUGAAGAGGAGGAGGAGAAGGAGCCCGAGGACGAGAUCCGGCUGUACGAGAGCGGUUGGAAGGAUCGCUACUACCGCGCAAAGUUUGACGUUGGUGGCGAAGACUUCGAUUUCCGCAAGAAGGUCGCCUGGGCCUACGUCGAAGGGCUCUGCUGGGUGUUGCAGUAUUAUUAUCAGGGGUGCGCUUCAUGGGACUGGUACUUCCCCUACCACUACGCGCCGUUCGCCUCGGAUUUCGACACGGUGUCCGAGUUCAAGCUCGACUUCUCGAAGAAGACGCACCCGUUCAAGCCGCUCGAGCAGCUGAUGAGCGUCUUCCCGGCCGCCAGCAAGCAGCAUCUGCCUGAGAAAUGGCAGCUGUUGAUGACGGAGGACGACUCGCCGAUCAUUGACUUCUACCCGAUCGACUUCAGCAUUGAUCUCAACGGCAAGAAGUUCGCCUGGCAGGGCGUCGCCCUGUUGCCGUUCGUCGAUGAGCAGCGCCUUCUCUCUACGCUAAAGUCCGUCUACCCGACGCUCACCGACGAAGAGCAGUUCCGCAACACCACCGGCCCGCACCGUCUCUUCGUCUCCGGCCAUCACCCAGCCUUCGGAUUCUUGAAGGAAUUGUAUGAGGGCGAUGGCGCAAAGGAAGGUGAUGUCGAUACGACGUUGACCAACGGAAUGAGCGGGCGAGUCGUUGAAGACAAGACUGGCGUGCCGCCCGGCGUCCCCUUCGUCUCGCCGAUCCACGCCGAAGAGUGCCCUGAUUUGACGGAGAACAACGCGAUCUGUGUCAUCUACGACGACCCCUCGUAUCCGGAGGGCUUCGUCUUCCCCGCCACCCGCCUCGCCACCGCCACCGACCUCCCGAAAACCCUGAAGCCUGGCGACUACAAUGAACGCCAGAGUGGCCAAUAUCGCCCGCAAAUCGGCUUCUCCCGUGACACGCCACGGGCUCGGCUUGACGACUCUGGGCAUCGCCAUAUGCGCCACGAGAUGGGCGGUGGAUACAAUCGCGAUGGCGGCAACCAGGGCUACCGUGGCGGCCAUCAACAGCAAGGGUUCGGCCGGGGCGGUGGUUACAACUCCUACGGCGGCAAUCAGUACAACGACGGCGGGUAUCGCGGCGGUCGCGGCGGAGGGUACGGCCAGCAGCCCUACAACAGCCAUGGAGGACAAGGCGGAUAUGACGGCGGACGCGGCCGUGGUCAACAUCAGCGUGGCGGUGGCGGCCGAGGCGGCUGGGACAAUCGCAACGACUACUCUGGACGAGGUGGCGGCGGCGGUGGCUACAACGGCGGCUACAACAACCGUGGUGGCGGCGGCGGCGGUGAAGCAAUGGACGGACUCGUUGGACGUCUUGAAAAAGCCGUGCUCCGCCUCGAAGCCCUCUCCUCGUCCAAGCCGACCGCGCCGCCGAAGCCCGCCUCCCUCGCCUCACCACCCCAAAAAAGUGGUGCCUCUAGCGAGCUCCCGGCCCACGUGCAAGCCUACGACGAGGCCGUCAGGGAGCCGCUGGAGAAGCUGGUGGCCACUUCAACAGUGUUGGGAGGUGAUCUCGCGAACGUCAUCGAGUACUACAAGAAGCUCUUCGCCGCCCAACGGACUUUCCUUCAAUUCGCCGCCGGAAACAAGGAGCCCGCGCACGGAACUAUCGACUCGUUGCCGCAGAUGCAGGAUUUGAUAAAAGCCGUCCAAGAUGUGAUCGGGAUGAAGGACAAGAAUCGGAACCGGGACCUCGUCAACCACUUCAACGCGCUCGCCGAAGCCGCACCGGCCGUUGGAUGGGUCAAAGAGAAGCCAAAGCCCGGCCCGUACGUCAAGGAGAUCUUGGACGCGUCCAAAUUUUACACCAACCGCAUCCGCCUCGCCUACAAGAGCACCGACCCGCAUCACGUCGCGUGGGUGAACGCGUUGGAGGGCCUUUUAGGAAGUCUGCACGAGUUUAUUCGCAAGGUGCAUACAACUGGCGUUGUGUGGAACUCGGCGCCCGGAUCAGCCCCAAGCUCGUGCGGACCGCCCCCGCCUCCACCGCCCCCGAUGCCGAUCGAUCUAUUCGGCGCCACUUCUGCCUCGUCCGCCGGUGGCCGCACCGAGCGUGACGCUCUCUUCGCCCAGCUGAACCAAGGAUCCGGCAUCACCAGCACUUUGAAGAAGGUCACGCCCGAGAUGCAGACUCACAAAAAUGCCGCGCUGCGUGCCAGCAAUGUUGUCCCCGCGAAGGGUGCCACUACAACGAACGGACACCGCCAACCAGCCGCGCCUAUCGCCCAAAAGCCACCAAAGCUCGAGCUGCAGGACGGGAAGCAGUGGAAUGUGGAAUACUACAAGAACACGCAGCAGCAGAUCGUGGUCAACGUCACUGACAAGAAGGAGACCGUCUAUGUGUUCAAGUGUGAAAACGCGAACAUAAAGGUAGUCGGAAAGUGCAACUCGGUGACGCUGGACCAAUGUCGUCGCGUGGCCAUCGUUUUCGACGCCGUCGUUGCUCAAGUCGAGACGAUCAACUGCCAGUCGCUGCAGAUUCAGACGCUGGGCGAGAUGCCGACGGUCUCCGUCCAAAAGACCGACGGGUGCCAAAUCUACCUUUCGGAGGUUUCCAAGGGCGCCGAAAUUGUUACCUCAAAAAGCUCAGCAAUGAACGUGGUGAUCCCUGGGGCCGAUGGCGACGUGCUGGAAAUGCCGGUGCCCGAGCAGUUCAAGACCGUCUUCAAGGAUGGAAAGCUCGUAACCACCGUUUCUGAUAUUUGC
Molecule: messenger RNA, 4263 nt
Organism: Mesorhabditis spiculigera
Lineage: Eukaryota; Metazoa; Nematoda; Chromadorea; Rhabditida; Rhabditidae
Source: the annotation of a GenBank genome assembly